CUCACAAGCAUCGGCCAUUUUACGCUAAUAAUAAUGAUAAAACACCAUGGUUAUGGUGUGAAAGUGAUAUCGUUUCGAUUAUUUGCCUCUAAAAGACAUUGAUAUGUCUUCAGAAAGUGACUCAGAAGAAUUCUUUGAUGCUACUGAAGAUGUUGGGGCUCCGAGUCCUGGACGGAAAAGCAAAGAAUCUCUAGUUAAAGAGAGCAAGGCGCCCCCUGUCGUUGAUGCAUAUGAACUUGAAAUUCAAAGACUUGAAGAAGAACGUUUAAAAGCAGCGGAAAACAGACGAGAAGAGGAUGAGAAGCGAAAGCGUGAAGAUGAAGAAAUACAAAGAAAACUUAUCCAACUUGCAGAGAAAAAGAAAGAGGAGGAAAAAAAAUUGAUAGAAGAGCAGAGGAUGCGUGUUGCAGAAGAUGAAAGAAGACACAAAGAAGAAGAAGAAAGGAAAAAGCAAAAGCAGGAGGCUGAAAAACGAAGAAUAGAGGCAGAGAAACGGCGGAAGAGACUAGAAGAACGAAGAAGGAAAGAAGAAAGUGGUUUGGAUGAAGACAGUGAAAAAGAAACAAAUCAGCCGGACCCCAGUGAUGCACCAGUACCUCAAGAACCUAGUGACAAAGAUGCAGAUGAAGAAAGACAUGAGGCUAUUCCUGAUCUUGUUGCCAGCACUACAGGACGACCUAUGGCUUUGCCAUUGGAUUCUGAAUCCAAAGAGAUGCCACCUCCAGCUGCAAAACCCGUCGCUCCUCCUAGACGCAAAAAGAAGAAGGUUUCUAAACUUCAGCAACAGAAGGCUGCUGAGGGAGUUGAAGUUGAAGGGGAGAGCACAGGACUUGUUGAAGACAUGCCAGUAGUUGGUUUACCAUUGGACAUUGGUAGUGGUAGUAGGCCAGGCAGUGGGAUACUGACUCCAACAACCACCAUCGCUAAUAUCACCAAGGAGUUGGAACAUUCCCUAGAUCUAGAAAGUGCUUCACGGGGUAACUCUUACGUUAAACAUCACGAUUCAUCAACUUAUGAAACUAGUGUUCCGCAUUCUGACCAAGAUCCUCCGGAGCGACUUUCUAGUGAUAUCCUUGGCGAUAUGCCACCGGAGUGUGCUAAUGCACCUUCUGGCUUGCCUCCGGAGAGUCCUAUGGACCAUUGGGAGGAGGCUAAGAGUCGAAGCAGUACACCAGAGAUGGAGAAACUUCUGAAGUACCACUUGCUGAUGCAGGGGCAGAGUCAAACCGGUGUUCUUCUUACAGAUGAUGAAGUUCUAUCACAGGUAAUGGUGAAGAAUCUAGACACAGGUGAGCAGGUAUCUCUACUGCAGGCGGAGGAUAAGCUGCCUGCUUGUGUCAACCCACUGUCACUACACAUCAUGCGGCUGACCUCGGAGUACGUCAGUAACGGAAGCUUAGACAAGAUGGAUGCCAGUGAUUCAGAACAGAAAAAGGAGGACUCCCCUGUUGCACAACUCAAAUUGAAAUCGAAUAGGUUAAAAAAGUUUACAAAGAAGAUGGUACAGAAGGCAAAGACGGUUGCAGGAGAUGCAUUUAAACAUGAAGAACAGGCUUCCAGUGAUGAUGAAUCGUUACCGGAUACCAAGAGUGUCAAGUUCCGUGUAUCAUCCAGCCACAAAGGACCGUAUGAUUUUGACCAGCUGAAACUGGCGCAGGAACUUGGUAGUGAUACUGGCGCCAUCUGGACCAUGAAAUUCUCAUUAUGCGGCCGCUUAUUGGCCACUGCUGGACAAAAUCAUCUACUCAAAGUAUGGGUUCUUAAAAACCAUGAGCAAUACUUUGGUGACAUGAGACAAAAGUACAACACAGAGACACGAGCCUCACCAACACCAUCCCAAGAAAGCAUAUUGGAUGCCAUUGAGAAGGAAUCCGUCUCGAGCUCCGGAGGGGGAGAUGGUAACGACGAGGAGGAUAGUGAUCAGCUUGCUGUGUUUGCAAAAGCGCCAUUUUGUGUUUAUACCGGACACACAGCUGAUGUUCUUGAUGUGUCCUGGUCAAAGAAUUAUUUUAUGUUAUCAUCCUCCAUGGACAAGACAGUUCGUUUGUGGCAUAUCUCACGUAGCGAGUGCCUUUGUUGUUUUCAGCAUAUUGACUUUGUUACUGCCAUCGCAUUCCAUCCGAGGGAUGAUCGCUACUUCCUUAGUGGUUCGUUAGAUGGCAAACUCCGUCUGUGGAAUAUACCUGACAAGAAGGUCGCCCUCUGGAAUGAAAUUGAUGGGCAGACAAAGCUUAUUACUGCUGCCAACUUUAUCCAAAAUGGCCGUUUCUCUGUAGUUGGAACUUAUGAUGGACGUUGCAUAUUCUAUGACACAGAACACCUUAAAUAUUAUUGCCAGGUUCAUGUCAGGUCAACACGAGGUCGUAAUGCCAAAGGUCGGAAAAUUACAGGAAUCGAACCAUUACCUGGAGAGGAUAAGAUUUUGGUAACCUCAAAUGACUCGAGACUACGAGUGUAUGAUUUAAGAGACUUGUCAAUUUCAUGCAAGUACAGAGGUUGCUCCAAUUACAGCAGUCAGAUCAAAGCUUCAUUCAGCCAUAAUCGCAAGUACAUUGUCUGUGGCUCUGAAGACUUCAAUGUUUACUUCUGGAAGACUAAUUAUGAUUUUGGAAAGUUUUCAUCAGUUAGGAGGGACAGGAACGACUACUGGGAGGCAAUCAAAGCUCAUAACGCUGUGGUUACCACUGCUGUUUUCUCACCAAACCCAUCGCUGGUGAUUACGCCGAUCGCCGAGGGCACCAGUGACGUUACAGAGAAACGUGAAGGAUCACCUGGCUCGCCAUCAGUCCCUCUCAAGCGGCCGGACAAGAUAGACACUAAAGGUGAAGGGUCAUCAAGGGGUGGCUCCCUUAAAAAAGACAAAAUGGACAAAGGUGAAUUGUUGGUAUCGGCUGAUUUCAAUGGACAAAUUAAAGUUUUUAUUAACUACCCGAAAAUUCCUGCAAAGAUAUCAGUAACAUAAUAAAAACGAAAUAACAUAACAAUAUUGAACUAUUAUUACAAAUCAUAAAUAAUGUAAGUCUUAUUCCAUAGUAUUAUUGAAAUAUCCAAUUUCAUAUGUCAUGUAGGUCAACAGAUUCAAUGACCCUUUCCUUGGUACUAUGUGUCCCUAGGUACUUAGUAUCUCUCACAAAUUUUUAUUUCUGAAAUUCUUGAAUGUUUAGGAAAUCAAUAAUGAAUUUGGUCUAGCCGGAUCUGUUGCUGGCACUGUGGUUGUGUUCAUUAGGCGUGAUUGCUCUGCCUUGGUUAUCCUGAUAACUAUACCGCUUGGUAGCUACUGUAUCUGUUUUCUUAAGGCCAACUCAGACAGAAUCAUACAACUGAGUCCGAUGUCAUGUCGGAUCUGUGUAAGUUAAAACACAGACACAAUAGGUCUGCGUCAGGAACAGUUGUGCUAUUCAUGAUGAACUAAAGAACAUGACAAUAAAUCCUGCCAGGCUGAAUUGUACAAUGCUGUUUUAGUUGCGUUUUGAAUCAUCCCUUUGUGUUAAAUUAUAUUCUUAAAAUAAUUUUAGUAGACAACUGUUUUUUUUUUUACUGUUUAUCUAAUUGUUAUCUAGUCUUUCACUGGAUAAUAAUUUAAAACCAAACUUCAAGAUUAUAAAUCAGUCUCCAUUUAUCCUGUAUCAUGGAAUCUGAUAAUAGGAUUGAAAGUAGUAACGAAAGUGAAAGAAUAAAGUACAUUAAAUUUUUUCUGUCCUUUAAGGAAAAUUGUUGUAUGUCAAUAUUUGCUGCUUUUAUGAAUACCAAUUUCUGGCUGAGCAUUUCCUGUUGUAAAAUAUUACAGUGUAUAUAAAGUUGGUGGCUACUCGUGUGCAUACCUGAGUGAAGCAAUUCUGUAUAGAAUGUUUGACUUGAGGAAGGGGGAGCUUAAAUUUACAUUGGUGUCAGAAUAACCUGUUAAUGCAAUAUUUAGUCCAUGUCAUGAGUUCUCUUGUAGAAUUUUUUAUUUGACUACCUUUAGCCUAAUAGAUUUUCACAGCAUGAGGCUGAAUUAUGAAAACAACCAAUCAAAGGAAAGCCCUCAGGAUGUUUACUUUUCACUCCAGAAGACAAAUUAUCUUUAUAAAAUAACAAGCUUCCUGUUUUGCCAGAUUCGAUCAAAAUUGUUGUAUAAAUUUAGUUUAUAAUUUAUUUUUCAUUGGAAAAGGGAGCAAAUACAAUUAAUUUUUACGAAUAAUGUAUAAUAGUAUCCACUGUCUUUUAUCAAAAUGAUUAUAGAUAUAUAAUUAUAGAUAAGGUGUGGCUCCGUUGAAGCAUUUUAAGCCAUCUGUAGUGUCAUAGGCAAAUAUAUACAGUACAGUCCUGUCUGCAGUGCCAUAACAAAGAGCUUGAGGCCCUGGCUUACGCUGCUGCAGGCUCUACAUUGACCCUGGGAGCUGGGUCAAUGUUUUAAGGGCGUAUUUUGAUGGAAUUUUACAUUCUGAAAGGAAUAUCCCGUAUCUGUGGGCCCUGGCUUUAGCCAAUGAGAGCUCUUAGCUGUUACACGGCUGACUGUGUUGAGUUAAAGAAUGUUAUGAAACAAGAAGAGGCACUCGAUAGUGUGUACCUCUGCCAUUGUGACGUUUUUAUUUCAGUGUUAGUUCUGAUGUCAUCACUGCAACUCCCAAUGUCAUUUUCCUAUCGCCAACAUCCACUAAUUUUUCAUUAGUGCUCGGUUUGCUUGAUCUUUUUUAAGUUUGUGUGCGAAAGACCAAUUCAACUUGUACACAUCGUGCACCGGGAUGACCUCUAGACUAGUGUUUUUACACCCAGCACUACGUAAUUAUGGUAAAAUGUGCACCUUCCAAUUCUUAGCUUUAUAAUUCAGAUCAAUCCAGUAAAACUCUUUUCCUUGAUUCCACAAUCAAGUGCCUAAUUAUAGUUCCUGAUCAUCAGAAACAUCUGGCAUCGUGUAGGACAUCCUUCACUCCCUUUUUAAUAUUAUUAAUAACACAUCAGUGUUUUCUACUGUGGAUGAAAUAUCAUCCUUGUUUAAUUCUCCUCAGUGCAAAAUUCCUGUUAAUAUAACUUAUAUCAAAUACCAGUAUUAUUUAUGUAUGGUUGUAAGUAAAGUAUUAUAAAUUUUAUGCAUAUCUCAAACUAGAUAAACAUAACCCAAAUAUGCCGGAACCAAAAGUGAAUAUACAGUAAUUUGACAGGCUUGUAUAUAAUUUUCUUGUCAGUGUUUCAUAGGCUUUUUAUUUUGGUGAUAUCACCUGGGCUGGAAUGUUGUCCUGUUAAAUUAUGUGCCUGCUAAAACUGAUCCAUAACUAAAUGCACUUCAGUUUCACCACCACUUUCCUAAAUAUUUACACUUUCUUUUUUCCAUUUUUUCAAUUUCAUUUAUUUUUAUCAAUUAAUCUUUAAAUCCCUUAAAUGCAUUAUCCCACCUAUACUUACCUGUCUCUAUAUUUUCCUUUUUAUAAUAAUGUUGAUCACCCUUAUGAAAAGCAGACUGGAGUCGUAUAUGCUGUACAGUCGUAAAUAAUGAUAAUAUUGGUUCUUUUUAUAAGUCAUUAAAUUGUUAAUGUUUUGUUUUUUAUAGUGCCUUCCAAAAUCUACAUCAUUCAUCAAUUCUUCGUAUAUCAGCAUUGUUUAGUAGUAUAGUGUGACGUACCACGUUCAAGUGGUGCUCCAACUGUUGUUAAAAUGAACUGGAACAUUGAUGUUAUCUACGCAAUGCUUCUGACUGACCAUUCCACCCCUAGUACCCCACCUUUUGGUGUUAAAAAUGUCUAUUAAUAUGAUAAUUCUUCAACCAGUUUUGUGCAUAAAAUGAAUAUGAAUAUGUGAUUAUUACUUUGUUCUUGAUCCUUGUUUUGUGUUGCAUAUUUGCCUGAAAGUGCAAGAUAUCAAUGUUGUUUCACUUCCAUGGAAAGCUUGGUUUCCAUAAAAUCGCUACACUGUCGCUACAGUGAUUUCAGUGUAAUCAUUGUACUGCUUAGCAGUCCCCGAUGCAAUCGGAAAGGUCCUCGAUUUGACCGACCAAUCAGCAUCACUAAAAGCUUUCGUGUAGCGAUUGUAUGGAAACCAAGCUAGUCUUGUAUAUUCUGUAGAUGUCCCCAAUUAGGACAUGUUAAUUUUUAUUCCGACUUUCAUCAUCGGUUGGCCAGUUUAAUUUUUUUAUGAAUUGUUAUAAAUACAAAUUAAAAUUUAAAAUCUUUUUUUGUAUUAUAUUAUGUUUUUUAUUUUUUUGAAAUAAUAAUAAUAAUAAUUUGGAGAAUGCAAUUUGUGUGGUAUACAGAUAUUAUUGUUUUAAUUAAAAACCUAAAUGAAACCCAAUUAAAAAUGUUUAUAUAUUUAUUUACAUCUGAAUAAAACCAUCCAGAAUCAUAA
Anneissia japonica is the source of this 6318-nucleotide messenger RNA. RefSeq names its product WD repeat-containing protein 44-like. The transcript has 16 exons. Bases 104 to 2962 code for a protein of 952 amino acids. Gene Ontology annotation, molecular function: protein binding. The record is from RefSeq and is a predicted model, not a curated record. Lineage: Eukaryota; Metazoa; Echinodermata; Crinoidea; Comatulida; Comatulidae.